Tetrahymena thermophila SB210 is the source of this 6624-nucleotide messenger RNA. Its product is annotated as WD domain, G-beta repeat protein. The record is from RefSeq and is a predicted model, not a curated record. Gene Ontology annotation, molecular function: protein binding. NCBI's taxonomy places the organism in Eukaryota, Ciliophora, Oligohymenophorea, Hymenostomatida, Tetrahymenidae. The transcript has a single exon.
AUGGUUCCUAGAAUUGAUAUAGUAAUUCAAAGUUCUUCUAAAUGCUAUACAAUAAAAAGGUAGAUAAAUAAAAGUAAAACCACUAAUUAAAUGUUUAUCAAAAUAAACUUAGACGAAUUUCAAUAUCCUUAAUAAGAUAUAAAUACCAAAGACCUAGAGUUAUAGAUAAUAGAUCAAGGAAUAGAAGAAGGUUAAAAGAAAAUAGCUUAAGUUGAAUCUAAAUAAUUGUUAUUGUAGAACUUCAAAGCUUAAAAGGGGAAUAUAUCUUAAAGAUUAACUUAAAACUUAUAAGAAGAAGGCGCUUUGCUAAAUAAUCAACAUUAAAUGCUCAGACAGGUUUAUUUUUCAAACUUGAGAGGCACAUAAACUCCAGAUGUAAUGGAGAUGAAGUAAUAAGCUGUUGGGCUAUCAUAAAUAUAAAGAAGUAAUCUCAUAAAUAAGAUAAACAAAAUGAAAUCAAAUGCAUCUACAAUUAUCUUUAAAAAAUAAUCAAGGAUUAAUUCAUAAAUUGACUCUUUUAAUAUUACUAAAAAGUCUUUUAAAUUGUUAGGUGGAGGUUGUGGAACAUCAAGACCAAAGAAUAGCGAUGAAGAUGCAAUCAGCCCAUAAAAUAUCCAAAAAGGAUUAAAAAAAAAUAAUGAUUAGCUUGACUUUGAUUAAUUAUAAUCUUUAAAGAAAGAUUAUAAUUUCGAUUAAAAAAAUAAUUAACAAAAUGAAGAAUCUCAAGAAAUUAAAGCUAUCGAUUUUAACACGAAUUAUGCAGAAUAUUUUAAAGUAGAUUAAGUUAAAGAUGAUGAAAUAGAACUUUAUAUUAGAUUAGCGAUAGAAGAGAGUCUCUAUCGCUUUAGAGAGUCUAUUGUGAAACAAAUACAGAGAGAUAAGGUAAUUGAUCUCAUCAAUUUGAUAAUGAAUUAUUUGCUGAUUGUCAUUUAAGUCAAGAAUAAACAAAGCUUGUAAAAAGAUAUUAAUAGAAUAGAUAAAAUACUAAAAGAGCUCUAAAAUUAUUGCAAAGAAAAUCGAAAAAUUUAUCCUGUACUUGAUUUGUACAAAUACUUUGAUAUUUUAAUUGCUUUAAAUUCUCAAAGAAUAGGUUUAGAUAAAGCUAAUUAGAGUACUUUUUCAAAGAUCGCUGAAAAAAUUAUUCAACUUGCUAAAUUUGGUGCUGGAUUCGUAAGUAUUGCCGGCGCUAUAAAAAACUUAACAUAAUUAACAUUAGAUGAUAUCAAAAAAACAAUUAAAGAGGUGAAGUUAAUUUAUGAAGAAAUAACUUCUUCAACUGCAUUUUAAUAGUCAAAGGAAAUGUAUGCAGAUUACACGGCCGGUAAUUUAUCUUAAAAACUAUGUGCUUUAUGGUUUAGCAGGUUUGAUAUUAUUAAAGAAGACAAUUUGACUGAUAAGCAAUCUGAAAUUAUUUUCUAUUUAGAAGAAUUAGAGAAAAUUCAAAAUAAAAAUAAAGAAAAUAAUGAGCUUGUUCUUUUUAUUUAUAUGCAAUUAAAUUACUUGCUUGGUAAAGAAAAGAGUAAUGAUAAUUUUAAAGAAUUUUCUCAGAAAUUAAAAGACCUCAAUCAGUAAGAUUUAAUCUUAAAAUUUGUGAAUUUACUUCAAUUGAGACCAUAUAAGAAUGGUGUUGUUGAUUAUGCAUUAAAGAAUAUUGCCAGUUAAAUCGUUACAAAUGAACAUUUUAGAUACUAAAAAGCAUAAUUGUUGUUGCAUUUUGCUGAAAUCAUAGAAUAUUUUGAUUAAUAGGAAGAAGAGCAUCACAAAAUUAUGAUAGAUUUAUGCAUAAAUUAUUUGCAAGAAAAAGAAAUGUCAGUCAAAAUUAUUUAUAAAGGAAAUCAUAAAAUGAAAGAAUUUAUUGAUAAAAUGGAUUAACAUUACUUAGAGAUAGUUAAAUAAUCAAAAGAAUCUAAAAGUUUACUUAGUACCUUGGUAAAUAACGAAGAGUAAGUAAAUCAGAUCACAAAUGACAUUUAAAAAGAAGAAGAUAUACCAAGAUUACUAGCAAUUAACUUCUUUUAAUUAUGGGAGGCGAGUGUGAAAUAAAGAUAAGAUCAAAACAAACUUGCGCAUAAGGAUGAUGCUUUGCUUGAGGCUAUCAAUUUAUAUAUUAAACAAAGAGCAAUCUUUAAAGAAGGAAAUAAAAUAUUUAUGUAAGAUAGUCUCAGUACAAAUUCAAAAGAAAUGGAUGUCUUACAGUAAAUUAUAGAUAAAUUCCUUAUCCCUAACUACGUUAAAACAGCCUAGUAAAGCUAAGAAAAAACAAAUGGAUAAAUUAUUUCCAAUUCUUUCCCUUGCUAAAUGUUAUCUAUCCUUGCAGAAGGAGGAUCUGGAAAAUCUAUGCUGUUAAAAAAACUAGAAUAUGAGUUGUUAAAUAACGAAUCUGAAUAUGUAAAAGAUGAAAGAGCAAAAUAUAUUCCACUUAUUGUGAAGUGCAGCUUUUUAGAUAAAGAAGAGCCAUCUAUUGAAAAGUAUUUAUUAUCUUAAAACUUUAAAUCAAGUGAAAUAGAGAUAUUAAAAAAAUCUGAGAGGAAUAAAUUAAUAAUGUUAGAUGGAUAUGAUGAGUAUACUGGAAAGUAUUUCAAAGUCUUUAAUAAGCUAAAAAUAUCAUAAUGGGUCAACACCAUUGUGAUAGUUACUUCUAGAUUAGAUAAAAUAUCUGUCUAAGAUGCGCAAAUAUAUUUAAGCAUAGAAGAUGAAUCAGAUAAUUCAAUUUAAAGUAACUCUUAUGCUAUCCUUGAACUCUAAAAAAUAUAGGACAAAGAUAUCCAACUUUAUUUAGAAAAGUUUAAAGUUAAAUUAAUGAAGGAUAACCAAUUAAAAAAAAAUUAAUGGUAAUAUGAAAGAUUUUAGAAAACAAUUUUUGAAAACAAACAGUUUAUUCAAUUGCUCAAACUCCCAAUUAACUUAUAUCUGACAACAAGGAUGAUAUUAGAUUUAGAUCUCAAUGAUCAAAAUAUUUUGAAUAUUUUUAGAACUGCUAAAGACCAGACUUAAAUAUAAGAAUUAUUUUUCUAAAAAACAUUUAAAAAAUCGGCAUAAGUUUUUAUUGGAUAGUAAAAUUUAAAAGCAGAAGAAAACUAAGAGUAACUCGAAAUAGUAUUUUUGUCUCACUUUGAAUACUUUUAAGCGAUGGCUAUUCAUAUAUACAAGUAAAAAGGAAAUAAACUAAAUUUCCUUACUACUACAAGAAACUCAAUUAAAUUUUCUCUAAGAGAGGACGUUUAAAGCAAUUUGAAAGCUAAUAAUAUAGAGACAGAAAGGCUUACCUAAUAUUUGAACAACUAUGCUGACUCAAGAGUGAUAGCUAGAACAUCAAUUACAUAGGAAUAAGAAAGUUCUAAAAAAGAAGAAGAAUAAGAAGGUAGUGAACCUUAAAGUUAAGAGCAAAAAGAGAUUGAAAAAAAGCAAGAUGAAGACUUAUCAUAUGAAUUAGAAUUCAGGCAUAAAACUAUUUUUGAAUAUUUUGCAGCAAGGGCUAUGAAAUUUGAUUUUGAUAUACACAAAGAAAACAUUCAUCUACUACCAAUUGAAACGCUUUAAAAAUUUAACAUCAACCAAAUAUAAAUAAUGUAAAGAGGAUAAAAUUUAUCAGAAUAACAAAUUCUACUUAAACUCUUUUAGUUGAUAGAAUAAGAUAAAAAGAAUUGUGAUAUCUAUUAAAAUUAUAAUUUUGAUCAAAUAGAGAAAAAUAAUAGAUAUAUUCAAUAUAUAAGAAAAUCAUACAUUGAAAAGUAUGAUUAAAAGAGCUUAAUUGAUUGUGGAUCUUCCAAUUUACUUUCUGCCAUAUUUAUAUCGAGAUUUUUAUUUAAAGAUUUAAUUCUUAAAUAGUGUUCGCUCUCUACAUUGUUUAACUAGAAUUAUAGACAUUAUAGCCUAAUAUUGGAUCAAUGUAAUUUAAAUAAUUCUGUCAUUGUGAAUAUGGAUAGCAGAUCUAUCGAAUCUUCAAACACAAGUGAAGCAAUUUUAGACUCUUUACAGUAAGUCUUUUCAAAUGAAAACUAAUUCAGAUUUUCGUCAGUUAUAUUCUAUGGCAAUAGCGUUAUAGGUGUAGGCAAGUGGGGAAUAAUAACAAAGUAUAAGAUGCAUAAUGAUAUUUUAAUUUUAGAAUAAACUAAAAGGAUUACAUGUUCACCUAUUAAAUUUAUUAAAAAGUGUUCUAAUGAUUAUGCUGUGAUUGCUUCAAUAAUCACAGUAUUUUUGAUUAAUCUAACCGAUUUUAAAGUUCAUAAAAUAAAAAAUUUUUAUAAAACUAUUAAAAAUAUUGAUUUUAUAAAUAAUCAAAUUGCAGUUUCCUGUGCAAAUGAUGAAAAUUAUAUUGGAAAUUUAGAUUUUAAAUUUAACAAAUUAGAGAUAGGUGGAAGUUUAUUAACCCUUUCAUACGACUGUAAGCUGUUAGUCACACAGGAUAAAAAUACGAUAAACAUUUAUAAUAAAAUAAAUGAAAACUAUUCCUUAGUUAAAUAAAUCACAGAAUUUGAAAAAGAAACUCACCUUGCUUAAUUUUCUCCUGAUGGUAAAUUUCUUGCAACAGUUCUUAAAAGAGAUUCAGAAAUUUAUAUUUGGAAUGCAGAAAACUAAUUUGAAAUGGUAAAAAAUAUAAGGGAACAUCGUUAUUUUAUAACAUGCAUUGCCUUUUCUUCUGAUAAUAAAUAUUUGGCAAGUGCUUCUAAGUCAGGUGAAGUCGAAAUAUGGGAUAUAAAUGACAAAUUUAAGGAAUUUAAAUACGUAUUUUAAAAGUUUUAUGUAUCAGCUAUUGCAUUUUCUGAUGAUAUGUAAUCAUUUAUUUGCUGUACUAAGAGACUUACUUGCAAUAUAUAUGAUGUAUAAAAGUAAUUUAAAAUAAAGAUAAGUAUAGUUGGUCAUACAGAUAAUGUUAGAGUAGUAGCUUUUUCACCAAAUGGGAAAUACAUGACAACAAUUUCUGAAAAUAAGUAAAUAUGGGAUAUAGAAAAAGAUUUCUAAAUAAUAAAAACUAUGGAAUGCAAUUUCAAAACGUAUGGUUUAUCUGCAGCUUUUUCUCAUGAUUCAAAGUAUUUAAUAUUUGGCUUAAAAGAAGUAAUUGAAAUACUUAAUGUAGAGAAAGACUUUGAACUCAUUCAAACAAUUAAGGUACAUGAAUUAUGUAUCUGUGGAAUAUCUUUUUCAUAUGAUGGAAAAUAUGUAGCAACUUGUGGAGAAGAUGAUAGAUUUUGCAAAAUAUGGAAUUUGAAUAAGAAUUUUGAAUUAGCUACUUAAAUUGAAAAUAAAUUUUAUUUUCAUUCAGCUGUAUUUUCUAGAAAUGGUAAAUAUCUUGCAACAGGAACUAAAAAUUGUUAAGUAUGGAAUGUCGAGAAAAAUUUUGAGCAAAUUAUAGAAGUAAAUGACAAUUGGAAUUAAUGUAUAGCUUUUUCUGCUGAUAGCAAAUAUAUAGCUGCUGGUUCUGAAGAUAAUAAUUGUAAAAUAUUGAAUGCUCAAAAAAACUUUUAAGUUACUCAUAUUUUAGAAGGAUUUAAUUGCCAUGUAACUUCUAUAGAUUUUUCAGCAGAUGGAAGGUAUUUAGCUACUUGUUCUAGGGAUGACAAAGAUUGCAAAAUAUGGAGCAUCUUAGAAAAUUUUUCACUGAUUCAAACAUUCAAACCAAAUAAAGAUAAACGUGUUUUUUAAGUUGCUUUUUCUGCUGAUAGCUAAUAUCUGGCCACUGCAUCAGAAAAAAACUGCUUAUUAUGGAGUAUGCAAAAUAGAUUUGAAGCAAUUAGUCAAACACAAAGUCAUUCAUAAUAAAUAAAUAGCAUUGCCUUUUCUCCAAAUAAAAAAUAUCUUGCAACUUGCUCUAAUGAUAAAACUUGCAAAAUAUGGGAUUCAGAAAAUAAUUUCUCUUUAAUAAAAACCAUAAAAGAUCAUUCUGGGUAUAUAACUUCAGUUGCUUUUUCCGCUGAUAGUUUAUACAUGGUAACAGGUUCUAAAGAUGAAACUUGCAAAGUAUGGUAAGUAGACAACAAUUUUGAACUUUAUGUAACAUUAAAAGAUCAUUAAGAUCCUAUUUAAUCAGUUGCUUUUUCUGCUAAAGGUAAUUAAUAUUUAGCAACUUGUUCAAUAUCAUUUUGCAGAAUAUAUGAGUAUUCAAAAGGUUUUAAGCUAAAAGACUCUUUAGAUGUUCUAUCUGUAAAUUCACUUUCCUUUUCUCCUGAUAAUAAAUAUCUCGUUACUUGCAGUAUAGUAAUAGGUUCUCUCAAAAUAUUCGAUGUAAACAAAAAUUUUCAAGUGGUUUACAAAAUUGAUUAACCAUUUAGCUCUGCUGUUUUUUCUAACAAUGGAAAAUAUCUUGCAGCUAGAGGUAAUAAUAAGUUAUUUAGAUGUCAUUAGGUAUUUUCUAUAUAAAACUAAUUUUAAAUGAUUUAAAAUUCUCAAAUUGGGAUAGUAACAUCAAUAACAUUCUCUCCUGAUAGUAAAUACCUAGUAACUGGUUCAGAAUAAGAUUGCAAAAUAUGGAGUGAAUAGGAUGGUUUUUAAUUAAAAGGCACAAUUGAGUAUCCCAGUUAUGUACUUUCAAUUGAUUUUUCUUAGGAUGGAAAAUACUUAGCAUUUGGUGGUUAAUCUAAAUAUAUCAUGGUUAUGGAACAAUUUAACAGCAAAUAUUUAUUAUGA